This is a messenger RNA of Scleropages formosus (Asian bonytongue), 1951 nucleotides long. It is a transcript of the gene cdkn2c, whose product is annotated as cyclin-dependent kinase inhibitor 2C (p18, inhibits CDK4). The coding region runs from base 595 to 1095 and encodes 166 amino acids. The transcript is spliced from 2 exons. Lineage: Eukaryota; Metazoa; Chordata; Actinopteri; Osteoglossiformes; Osteoglossidae. Gene Ontology annotation, cellular component: nucleus. Gene Ontology annotation, molecular function: protein binding. The record is from RefSeq and is a predicted model, not a curated record.
AAGUGAUGCGUGAAACCUGCUUUAAGUUCGACGAUAACAGCUUGCGUUAGAUCUGAACUUGACGUCACGUGUGGGGAUCUUUCAUUGUGUCUAAAUACACAUUUGACAAAUUUGUAUCCCUCGAACGCUUUUUGGCCAGGAGGAGGAUUUACUUAUUUUUUUUUUACAAACGAUCGAUCCGGCCCUCCGAAGCGAUCUCGAGCGAUGCGCGUCGCCGCGUGACUGAGCGCGAGACGUCAAUCGGCGCCGCGCAUUUGAUUUCACCCCCCGAAAAGCGAACGCUCGCUCGCUCUCUCUCGGAAUGGCGCUACAUCCCCGUUGGCCGGAGUGAUGCGGAGUGUGCGGUGGGACGGUGUUUUAAAGCGGAGGGCGGACCAUGGCGUAGCUCCGAAUUUGCGUCGCUCCGAAUUUUUUUUUUUUUUUUUUUUUUUUUUGCUAAGUAGUCUAUUUACCCGUUUUGCGGUAUGCGUCACCAUAUAGCCUGACUGUUAAAAAGACACAGGCGCGCGCGAGGGAGCGUUUCUUGCGCACACAACACGUGCGUCCUUCCACGUUGAGAAUCAGUCUGUCGGGAAGCGCUCGUGUGCAUGAAGAAUGGCUGAUUUGACUGAAACAAACAAGCUGACGAGCGCAUCUGCCAGGGGGGACUUGAGAGAAGUGGAGCUGAUGAUAACGAACGGGGCAGAUGUCAAUCAGAGGAAUGAGUAUGGCUACACGGCGCUGCAGGCGAUGAAACUUGGGUGUCCGGACCUCGCGACGGCGUUGCUGAAGGCCAAUGCGGAUCCGAAUGUGUGUGACGCGUUGGGCCUCACGGUGACGCACGACGCGGCGCGUGACGGUUACCUGGACACGCUGCGCGUUCUGCUGGAGCACGGCGCCGACGUGAACGUGACGGACAGCCACGGGAACCUGCCGUUGCACCUUGCGGCGCGUGAAGGCAACCUGGACGUGGUGGAGCUCCUGUUGCAGCGCACGGCGGAGCCCAUGCGGCCCAACUGCGAGGGCAGCACGGCGUACGACCUGGCCACCAGUUACAAUAGACCGAGCGUUGCGCGCAUCAUCCGGGACCAUCCAGGAAUUAACCUCGCGCAGUAAAUAGAACAUCAUCAUCAUGUUGCAGAAUUAAAACUCUUGGCUAUGUGUCAAACAUUUUAAUACGUUUCCGAAUAAGCACAUCCUCGCGUAAGGAUUACGGACGUGUAACGUGUGUUAGGGGAAAAUGUUUAAUCGCGGUUCUCAUGAGGAUCAGUAAUGUUAAUUAUUCGAUUAUAAACACAGCGACUGAGCGCUUCAGCGAAUUUUACCGUCUAAAGAUGGAAAAUGAGCUUUUUUCAGGUACGUUUCCAACGAAUCGUUGAAGCAAACAAGGCGUGGCUGUUAAAAUAUUUAAUGUGUCGAAAAAUCGAUUCGCCAUGUAUUUGCGAAUGUGUACAUUUUAAAUAUAGGUAUUUUAGUUGCUUAUUAAUUGAUCCCUCGUUGCAUUGUCCGAUUUCUUUUUAAUUUCUCGAAAGGUCAAAAUGGGACGAGGUCAAACAUUUUCGUGGAAUAUAAAAAAAGUGUGCCAACGUAAGGAACUUUUUUUACUAACUUCACACUCAAGUUUCCUUACAUCCGAGGUUGCGCCAAUAAACGUUUUAACAUUUUAAAACGCACGUUUCAGCAUUAACAUGAUCAGAUGUCGAUGUUACACACGGUCCUGCGCAAGCGGAGGAGCAUGCAGGCCUUAUUAUAAUAAAGUUUUUUUUUUUUUAAUUAUUAUUUUUAUUUUCUAUUUGCACUUUUGUUGUAAAUAAUGUAACAUUUAUUUUCAUCAGUGGUCAACUGUGAAACCAUACAUGACAGUGUUAACGUUUAAUGUGACUAUUGCAAAUUGUUACCAAAGACUGGUAUUUAAUAAUGUCUGCAUUGUGUGAUUCCUUAACUACGAAUCUCGCAACAUUUGCUGAGUGUU